Molecule: messenger RNA, 3007 nt
Organism: Triplophysa rosa
Lineage: Eukaryota; Metazoa; Chordata; Actinopteri; Cypriniformes; Nemacheilidae
Product: GTPase IMAP family member 8-like
Exons: 3
Coding region: 214-1839 (541 amino acids)
Molecular function (GO): GTP binding
Source: RefSeq, a predicted model, not a curated record
GCAGUUUUGCUGUAAAGAACAGAAAGUGAAAGUUACACAUACAGGAAGCGUCAGAGAGCAGCUCGUCUCCAUGAGAUUCCUUGCAACAAUAUUUGACGUUAACGCUUUUAUUUAGUGAUAAAUCAUUGAAGUUAGUAUAGUCUACUUACUGUAUUAUUUGUUUGUCAGCAAAGCGUUUUUAUGGGCCUGUUGUGAGCUGUGUCCGAUAUAAAGAUGGCAGCGGGGCCUGAACAAGUUCAUGAUUUGUCAGCUGGCAGCUGCAGGCCGGAUGAAUCUGUUAUGAGGAUUCUUCUGCUGGGCGGGAAGAGUUCUGGGAAAAGUUCAUCUGGAAACACUAUACUGGGACAGAAGAAGUUUAAAGUUAGAAAACAGAAAGCUGAAGUUUGUGAAGAAGUAACACGCAUCGGUGAAAAACAAGUGCAUGUGAUCGAUACUCCAGAUCUGCUGGAUUCAGACCUAACUAAAGACGAGGUAGAGACCAUGAGAGGGAAAGUUCUGUCUUUGUGUACAGCAGGUCUCAGUGCAGUUCUGCUGGUCGUGCCUUUAUAUAAAGAUGUAGAAAACGAAGAAGAGAUUUUAUAUUUGAUUAGAUCUUUAUUAGGCCCUGAAGUUCAGAAUUACAUCAUGCUUCUGUUCACACACGGAGAUGAUCUGGAGGAGCAGGAAGAGACCAUUGAUGAACAUCUACAAAGUCACAGAGAUCUUCAGCAGCUGGCUGUUACCGCCGAGGGAAAGUUUCAUUGUUUUGAUAAUAAGUGUAAAACGAGGACUCAGGUGACAGAACUACUGGACAAGAUCGAAAAAAUGACAGCAGCCAAUGGAGAGCUAUUUCUCAUGGCACAAAUGAAAAGAAGUGACAGCAAGGACACAGUUGUUGAUUUUUCAGAAAAGAGCCCAGCAGGUGAAGUUCCACUCAGACUGGUGUUACUGGGGAAAACUGGAGCUGGGAAAAGUGCCACGGGAAACACGAUCCUCGGCAGAAAAGUGUUCGACUCCACCACCAGCUCGAACUCUCAGACCAAACACUGCAGGUCAGAAUCCAGCGUGAGGACCGGUAGAGCCAUCUCAGUGAUCGACACACCUGGACUGUACGAUAAUAAACUCAGUCAAGAGGAGGUCAUGCAAGAAAUAGUGAAAUGCAUGAUCCACUCGACUCCUGGACCGCACGCUUUUCUCCUUGUGAUUAAAGUUGGUCGAUUCACAGAGGAAGAAAAACACACAGUCAAGCAACUCCAAGAAGUGUUCGGAGAACAGCUCGAGAAAUACACCAUGAUCCUCUUCACGCAUAAGGAUCAGUUGGAGAAGGAAAAGAAAACCAUUGAGGAUUUUCUACAAAAUGGUGAUCCAGAUCUUCUAGAUCUUGUUAAAGGUUGUGGAAACAGAGUCUUCUGUUUGGACAACGCAUCAGCCAAAUAUCCACAAUAUAAAGAUAUGCUCAGUAAAAUAGAGACAAUGGUGGCAGAAAAUGGAGGCAUGCACUUCUCCAAUGACAUGUUUGAGGAAACAGAGAAGUGUGUUCGGGAGAUUCUGGAACAGAAAUUAGAUGAGAAAGUUAAGAGUUACAAAGAGAAGAACAAAGGUGUCGUUCAAACUGAAUGGCAGCAAAUAUACUGGCGUUUAGCAGAUGAGUCAAGAGAGGAAGCUAAGACUGUUAUGAUUGGUGAUGUGUACAUAACAGCUUUAGCUAGAAUGUUGGGGAAGGUAUCGGUAUCAAGUGAAGAGAGAGAAAGCACCAUAAAGGAAGCUGAGAGUAAAGGAAUCAGUUCUGGAAGGGCAUUUACACUUGCUGUCACAGCCACAAGAAAACUAGCAAAACAGACGAUGUGUGGAGUUCAGUGAGAAAAGCCAUGAGGAAAAUGAUCUUAAGCCUAAAUUAUAGAGACAAAUCACAUUUAGCUUGUUGAAUAUAUAGUUAACAUAUAUAACGGUAAAACAUGUUUGAUGUUUAAAACAAUCAUGAAAAACCACAGCAUAUGUUGAAUCAUACAAAAUUAUUCAUAAAUAAUCUCUAGUGUAUUUAGGCUAAAGAGACUAUUUUGAGAAAACAAUGUGCCAUAAAAUAUCCUUUGUUUUUACAUUGUAUAGUGACAUCUGUGUACAUGCCCACCAAACAAAGGCAUGUCCAAAUGACGUCUUUUCUACGUCAUUGGUGACGUAGAAGAGACGUCCCCUGAGGAGCCAGAAUGAAAGUAUUUACAACGUCUUUUUAUGACGUCUUCUGAACUUCUGAUUUUGAUGUUCAGGUGAUCUCUAUAAUUGCAUUGAAUCUAUAUCACUUUUGCACCUGCAAUUAAUGUUGAAAUGUAUUAAACCACCAUUAAUGUGAUCAGUGUUUGCUUUAGUUGGGCUCUUGACCGUUACAUUUCACUUAUAAGUUAGGUUUUCUUUGGCCAUUGAAACAAUGAGUUAAGAUACAUUUGUUAUGGCAAGGAAGACUAAGCUAAAUGAAUAAAAAAUGUUGUCUUACAAUAUUUAUUUUAAAAUGAAUAUGCUCAGUGAGUGUGUUGUAUUUAUAUGCAAAUGGAACCCUACCCUUCAAACAGAAUCAGAAUCAGAAAGAGCUUUAUUGUCAAGUGUGUUUGCACAUUCAAGGAAUUUGUUGUGAUGACAGGAGCAUCCAGAACACAGAAACAGACCAUAACACAAUCGAACACAGUACACAAUGGUUUAAAUAAGGGCCUAUGGGUAUAAACAAUUAAGAAAUACAAUACAAUAAACAUAAGAUAAAGAUAUAGAGAGUAAAGCUAUGUAUGUAUGUAAAUAUGUACAAGUAAAAAAUAAGAAUAGACUGUAGAGUAUUUGGCAUAAGCCAAAUGGUCGGAAUCAUUGAAAGAAACGCUAUAUAUUUUAAAUGAUGUUCAGAAAUCGCUUUCUCUCUCUCACUCACUUUCUCUCUCUCUUUUUCUCUCCGCGCUCCCUAGCGCAUUUGUGUUUCAUGUAUUUGUUUGUGUUUAUGCGAUCGUCAUUAUGUUUACCAUGUAGUGUAAUAAACAUCCAUAUAUAUUCA